Messenger RNA from Argiope bruennichi, 5881 nucleotides. Its product is annotated as potassium voltage-gated channel subfamily H member 1-like. Gene Ontology annotation, cellular component: membrane. The transcript has 18 exons. NCBI's taxonomy places the organism in Eukaryota, Metazoa, Arthropoda, Arachnida, Araneae, Araneidae. The record is from RefSeq and is a predicted model, not a curated record. Gene Ontology annotation, molecular function: protein-containing complex binding; monoatomic ion channel activity. Gene Ontology annotation, biological process: transmembrane transport; monoatomic ion transport. Bases 187 to 3948 code for a protein of 1253 amino acids.
UUCACUCCGUACACACAAUGGGGGAAAAGUUUUUGUAAAGUUUCUCUGCCUCAGUUGGGAUAGACGAGUUUAGUGGUUUGGCUACUGGUGAUUCCCCUAAAGGAUUUUUAGGUUCCUUUGAGGAAGAAAAUUGAUUGUGAUUAUGAGAGAGUUUGGAGUCGGAAAUGUGUGGGUUGCUGAGUGACAAUGGUAGAGGGUAGUCCCAGGAGAGUAGCAGUUUCUUCACACGACGCCAAUAUCAAAAUUCCACUCGAACUGGCAGAGGAGGAGGAGAAAAACAACCUCAGAUAUCGACAGCAUGAAAGCGUUCAAAAGACAGAAUCGGACCCCAGCAGCCCUGGCGGAUCCAGAUGGAAGAAGCUCCGCACCACCGUUCAGAUCGGCAAUGCCGUCACCCACCACAGAAAGCCACCCCUCAAGCGAGAGGACUCAUUCCUAAAGCGAUUCUCCACUCGACCCCCGAACAUCAUCCUCUCCGACAAGGACCCCAUCAAGGCGGACAACUGGUUCUACAGGGUGAUCCGCGCCAGUGUCCUCAAUCCAGACGAAUCUUUACUCUUCUGGUGGUUGUGGAUGGUCACCUUCUGUGGGCUGUACAACAGCUGGACAUUGAUCGCACGAGAGGCCUUCCCAGAACUCCAAGAGGCACAUCUUGUCCUCUGGAAUGUUCUGGACUGGUGUUCUGAUGUAGUGUACUUUUUGGAUAUAGCUGUUCAGUUCCGGACUGGAUAUUUGGAACAGGGUAUCAUGGUGAGGGAUAGUGCGCAACUGGCGAAGCACUAUGUGACAUCGAGAGACUUUUUCUUGGACGUAGCUGCCUUGGCACCUCUUAGCUACCUGCAUGGAAUGGUGGGAGAGUCCCCUCUGCUACGUUUUCCAAGGUUUCUCAAGGCCAGGAGGAUCUACAAAUUCUACUAUGCCGUCGAAUCGAGAACGGCCUACCCCAACCUGUGGCGCGUCGCCAAUCUUAUCCACGUCCUGCUCCUGCUGGCCCAUUGGUUUGGCUGCUUUUACUAUAUGCUCUCCGAACUGGAGGGUUUCAAGGGCAACUGGGCCUACAAGCACCCCGACAGCCAGGAGCACUCGCCUCUUGUCAGGAAGUACCUGGGGUCCGUCUAUUGGUCAACUCUCACCCUCACCACCAUAGGAGACCUGGCCACACCGGCGACCAAUUUACAAUAUAUGUUUACCAUCGUCAGCUACUUGAUAGGAGUGUUCAUUUUUGCAACAAUUGUAGGUCAAGUGGGCAAUGUCAUUACAAAUAGAAAUGCCAGUCGUUUGGAAUUCGAACGCUUAUUGGAUGGCGCCAAGUUGUACAUGCGGCACCAUAAAGUACCGAAAGGGAUGCAGCGGAGAGUUCAAAGGUGGUACGACUAUUCUUGGUCGAGAGGUCGGAUGCAAGGAGGCGGCGACAUUCAUUCGGCCCUGGGCAUUUUACCGGAUAAACUGAAAACAGAAUUAGCCAUCCAUGUCAAUUUGAAGACACUGAAAAAGGUGAGCAUCUUUAAGGAGUGCCAGCCUGAAUUCCUUCACGAUUUAGUUUUGAAAAUGAAGGCCUACAUCUUCACCCCGGGCGACCUCGUGUGCAGGAAGGGCGAGGUAGCCAGAGAAAUGUUCAUUAUAGCAGAUGGAAUCCUACAAGUUAUCAAUGAUAAAGGCCAAGUUCUGACUCACAUGAGAGCUGGAGAUUUCUUUGGCGAGAUUGGUAUUCUCAAUUUGGAUGGAUUCAACAGGCGUACAGCAGACGUGCGAUCCGUGGGAUAUUCCGAACUGUUCAGCCUAUCGCGAGAGGAUGUACUCUCGGCCAUGAAGGAUUAUCCGGAAGCGGAAGAAAUCCUCCAGACCAUGGGCAGACGGCGAUUAUUGGAAGCCCGCCUCACCAACGCCUCGGAGAAAGUUCCUUAUCAGGACGACCCAGAAGGGAAGAAUGAAAAUCGGCAGAGGAAAAAAGGAAUCAGUUUAGCAUACCUUCUUAGGAAAAAAGAUACGCAAUAUGACGUUGCCAACUUCCACAAACAAAAGAGUUCAACGGCUUCCAGCAAAUCUGUUGAUACUCAAUCGAUUCCUUGUUCGGAAUCAACUAAAAUCGAGGUGCAUCAAAACUCUUUAAUUCAUUUCAAUCACGUUGAACUGAAACCAUCGAACUCUGACAGUAAAUCGUCAUCAGAUGACAACGCCGCCAUUAAUCCGAGAGUGUCCUGUCUUGUGGAACAGAUAACGUCGAAAUUCAGAAAGCGUAACAAAAUUCCUCAAUUUCGAAUCAGAAGAAAGCACUCUUGGUGGUACAAAAUAUCCAAUCUCGUGCAUUUGAGGAGGAAAACUAUCACAGCAACGACGUCCACAAAACAUUCGGAAAUGCCAGAUGACAUCGAAGACACCAAGUCCACUAAAAACAUCAAAAGUUGCGACGUACUUUUGAAACCAGAGGACUUGAGACUUCAGAAUGUCGUCAGACCCGCUCAAGGAUCCCAAAAGGAACCAGACGGGCGGAGGACCAGUUGGCAGCCUUCAAAACCAUCCGUCAGUAACUGGACCAGAAGUGAGCUUUUCACUCACUCGGCAGAAGCAGUUAUCGCCAAGCAGACGAAAAGCAGGCGGAAGACAUUGGCUGAUGGCAUGCUGCUGAGUUCAAAUAUCUCUCAGAACAAACCUUACACGUCCCAUGAAAAAGUGCCAGGCAUACUCAUGACAGGGUCAGAUCUGAAUGCCCCAGAUGAAUCAUCAGACGUUUCUCCGAUGUCCUCGAACUAUUCACUGACGCCGUCCACAACCGAAAAUGACGAAGAUGUCAAAGACGAGGAAGAUGGGUGUGGAGUGAAGCAAGAAAAAGACAGAAAGGAAAAAGGUACAGAGACCCCAGAAUUUGAUAAGACUGUAGAGGGACCAGAUCUCCCCCCUGAAUUGACGAACGUAAUCUGGAAUAUUGUGAUGGGAAUCAAAGACAAAGUGGAUGAAUUAAUUAUCAAGUCCGAGAAGAAGACGAUCGACGAGAUAAUAAUGCUGAGGGAGCGAAUAAAGCAGCAAGACGCUCUCAUUGAGUACCUUGAAAUGCGAUGCGCGCAAGAGGAGACCUUCAAGACAGAGGACGUCCAAGAAGAAAAGCAUCCGUCAACCCCAGUCGAAAAAUCUUCCCCUCCAAACAAACCGUCAGAGGAUUCGGCCGUCAGCAGCAUGGACAUUCCAACACCUGUAGAUUUUAUGUCGGACGUGAAGUUUGAAGAGGAAGAUAUGUGGCUGGUGGAAUUUCCUCCCAAUCUUCCUGUGGCAGCGAAGCCCGCAGAAAAGCGCUCCCGGCUGAGACGCCACUCCAGCGUGGAGGUGGGCCACGAAAUACCCUUCCGGCUGGCGGCCCAGAAGCCCCCCGCCGAAAAUUUCCUCCACCCCACCAUGUACGGAGACCCACAGAUCUCCCCGCGCAGGUUCAGCGAAUCCCAGGCCAGGCCAGAUGUCGUCCCCCUGAAUAAAUCCUUUGCAGCGAAGGUGAGACGCGUCCUCGCCAAAGUGAGGGUGAACCGCGAUUCUGAUGACCAAUCCUCUUCAGAGACAUCCUCGCCGCAAUCCAGCUACAAAUGGCCACAAGUGAUCACCAAAACUGAAGACAAGAAAGCCAGGAGAUCCAGCACAGGAUCCACCAACCUGUCGUCGCUCUUCCAACAGAAGAGUGGGCCGAGCAGCAAACGAUUCCAGAGUAGCUCCUCUGAAUCUGGAGAGAAUUCGAACCGAAGAUACGGCAGCGACGGCAACCCCAUAGUGAAGAGAAUCCUGCCCACCAUAACAGAAUCCAGCAGUUUCGAUAGCCUGAGGGAUUCACCCCUGAUGCAGCAUGCCACCACUCAACCGGUGGUCAGCAUGCCGAAUCUAGAUAGCGAAAACUUGACAGUGGUCAUCGAUAUGACAGGAGCAGCAGCCCAAGAUGAUUCGUCCCUGAACAGCGUGAUUGUGGAAUGAAGAACACAACGAUUUUGUGUUGUUUUUUUAGCUGAACGCUUUCGCUUUUUAUGAGCAGACUCGCAACAGUCGUGUAAUCCAGGUCGUCAUUCCUAACUCUGGACUCUUCUUCAAAAGCAACAAUAACAAAACACUUGAAACCAUAACUAGCCGAAUAAUUGAAUCCAACAAAAUUGAUUUAAUGGAUCUGAUGAUCGUACCUAACUUUAUCUUUUAAGUGAAUAAUUUGGCGAUUUAUUGGCUAAAUGGGGCCAAUUUUCGAAGAAUUCUGGAAUUUUGUCAUCCAUAGGAAGGUUCUGUAUUCAAACCAUGCUUGCAGUGGGAAAAUGCUAUAUAUGAAGUCAUAGAAUGACGGUGGAAAACAGUCUCCAUCAAGUAAGAUUUCAUUAAUGAAUAUGAGAAAGCAAUUUAGCACGGAAAACCAACAAAUAAUGUAAAUAGAGGAUAUUAUUUUUCCUGGGAUAUAAAUAUUUACAUUUCAAUCCGCGUAUUAAGAAUAGACCUCGAUAUUUAAAACUAGGGUACUUUUUCAUUAACGGGGCAGCAGUUGUCACCACGGACAAAUAGUGGCGCGAAAUAAAAUAUGAGUAAAAUGACAACGACGCAUUAUAAAAAAAAAUUGCAUAAGAAAUUGUGCGCCAAUUUUCGUGGAUAGGAUUACAUGGAAAGUAAGUCAUAGUCGGCUGCUGUUUCGGUAAAGGAAAAAUACCAAAAUUAGCUAAUAUUACAAAUAAAAUAAAACUAAAAAGUACAAGUGAAAGAAUUAGUAAUAUUAUGUUUCACGCACGGGGCAGAAUUUUUUUUAAAAGAGUGGUUAGCAGUACAACAUCAACUUUUUAACAAGUUAAAGAAGUCCAAUCCAUUCUAUUUUGAUAAAACCCUUCCUUCCAAAAUACUUAGCAUAACACUCUAGGGUAGGGUUAGUUAUAAUUUAUUAUUUAUUGAUAUUUCAUACGAAAUAAAUGCUUAUUCUACUCUUUCAAAUUAGAGCUGAAAAGAAGUGAAGAGAGACCCAUUUUAGCAAAGAAAAUUGAAUGAGCUUCAAAGGAAUGAACAAAGUACUUUUACUUAACUUGUUAACUCAAAACAAUAUGACGAACAUACAAAACUAUGUACAAAAGAAAUAAUCAGUGCCAAAUUUAUAAAAACUAUGUUUACUAAUCAAACGGUUUAAAUAAGAGACAUUUACAGUCUCUGGAAACAUUUUUUUAACUUAAAUUUUUAUACAUAUCACAUCCUCAUAUUAUCUAUUGUAUACAAUUUUGUUUCAAAUUUACAAAUAUCAAACAAAAAGUUUUAAAAUAUUUUUUCGUUUAAAUGGAAAGUUUUUCUAAAAGCAAUUAUGAACUAAUGAGGUAAGGUUACAAGAUGAUAAAACAAACAUUAACCAGACCCUUUCCAAUUAUUAAGCAAACACUAUAAAAAAAAAAUUGGUAGAUGAAAUUUUUGGUAGUUAUAAGCACACUGCAAGAAAUAAUUAUUAUAGUUUCUACAAGCAUUUCUAUUAAAAAAUUUUUUAUUCGAAUUCAAAUUAAAACUUUCCAGUUAAAUUACUAUUUGUUAGUAGGAGAAAAAUGGCAAAAAAAAAAAUCAUUUAUGGUUUUGUGAAAAAUGAUUCCAUGCUUAAAACUCAUUUAUUCCAAAUUAAUUAAUUGCAUUCAAAAAUAAUUAAAAUUCAUUCAUUUGGAUCUAAAUAAAGUUGCCAUCGAAGCACCUUCAACUCCACUUCAGCCCAAAUUAAAAGAAAUGCAUAGAAAACAGAUUAAUUGAUUUUUAAGUUUACUUCCUUGCAUUUAUUUAUUUCUCAUUUAUUUAUAUCUAAAUAAUUUUUGUUGAAAAAAAGUAAAGGUUAAAUAAACUGAAAAUGAGUUUGUGAUUUACAUUAAAGUAUUUGAUAGUAAUUUUUCCUUAAGAAACCUUAAAUGGAUUAUUC